GCCCGUGUGAAAUAUGAAAAAGAAGAAAUGGAAAGGCUUGAAAUAAAACGAAUUGAGAAAGAAAAAUGGCAACAACUUGAAGCAAAAGAUCUAGAAAGGAGAAAUGAAGAACUUGAAGAACUUUGUUUAUUAGAGGGGUGUUUUCCUGAAGCAGAGAAAUUGAAACGAGAUAUUAGAUUGCUUUCUCAGUGGAAACACUACAUUCAAUGUGAUGGGAGUCCUGAUCCUUCAAUAUCCCAAGAAAUUAAUACCUUUAUUAGCUUGUGGAAAGAGGAAACAAAUGAGACUUUUGAGGAAGUGAUUGCAAAGAGUAAACUAGUGCUAAAGUUAAUUGACAAAUUGAAAUUAAUUUUAUUGGAAACUCCACCAUAUGAUUUGCAAGAUAAAAAUGUAAUACAGUAUCAAGGAUCAAUUCUAGAACUGCAGGAGCUCCUUCAUCAUAAGUUUAACAUAGCCACAGAAAUACUUCUCAGACAAGCUAGUACUUUAGCAGAUCUGGACAGUGGAAAUAUGGAAAAAGUCAUUCAAGAUGAAAAUGUUACUCUAUAUGUGUGGGCAAACCUCAAGAAGAAUCCAAGGCACAGAAGUGUCCGAUUCUCUGAAACACAAGUUGGAUUUGAAAUUCCAAGGAUAUUAGCAACAAGUGACAUUGCUCUACGACUCCUGCAUACUCGCUAUGAUCAUGUCACGCCACUGCAUCCUGUUCCAACAGCUUUACAAGAACGUACUUCCACAAUAACUAACAUUGCUGGAGAGGAAGAUAAGAAUUUAGAAGCAGCAAUCAGUGAAGAGUUCCAAGAUGAGUGUAAACAACAAGAAAAUGAAUCUAACUCAGUUCAUGAGGAAGAAAUACAAGUUGAGCCACCAGGUGAUAUUGAAGUACCAAUGAGUUUGGUCCAGGAAGAACCUGAAGCCACAAAAUGCGACCUAGAAAUGAAAUUAUUAAGUGAAACAGUUUUAGCAGCACAGCUGUUGCUGUUAGAGAAUGCUCAUGAAAAGCCGUAUUUCUUUGAAGAGAAGGAGGUUGACUUAUGCCAAUUCAUGACUCUGGGUGGAGUGUACCACUUGGAUAUUUUGGCGCUUCCCCCACAGUGUAAACCAAUGAAGGGCUGGAUGAUUGUGGAAAUACUCACAGAAGGAUUACAGAAGUAUAAAUAUCCUCCAGAAACUACAGAAGAUUUUGAAACAGAAAACGCUUUCCCACCCAUCGAGGUCGUGCUUGAGGUUCAUGAAAAUGUGAUCUUUUUUGAAGAUCCUGUGGUUGCAAGGUGGGAUGCCAGAGGUAAACAUUGGAAAACUGAUGGCAUCAGCAAUGUAUCUUACAAAUCAGAGGAAAGACUUAUAACAUUCAGCCUGGAAACUUUUGGCCCUGUUACCUUGAUUCAAGACACUCAUAUUAACAUGCCAUACCAGUCUUGGGAACUAAGACCACUUGAUGUGAAUCAAGUACUUUUGACUGUGACUACAGUAUUUACUGAAAUUCAAAUACAAAUUAAGGAAAACCUCUGCAUGUUAGCGUCAAUCAACCUAAAUAACAAAAAGCAUUCCUCUAUUUUGGAAGGAAAAUGGAUGACUCCUGUUUCUUUCAUUACUGCUUUGAAAGAAGCUGGAUUGAAUAUCUUCCCUACUGGACACUCUCAUUUUUAUGUUGUUAUAAACUACAAGAUUCCUUUGGUAGAAAUGAAAGCUUAUCGACAAAUGGCCCUGCUAAGUUCUGCUUUUGCGUUUGGUUGGAGCAGGUGGAAUACACUAUGUGAUUCUAAAAAAGUUGUAUUUAAGGUGAGGGAACACCUUACUAAAGAAGAACCUAUUGAGAAUCCCAGUUGGACCCUUUUAAUGUUUAGUGGUGAUAGAGCACAAAGGCUCAAGAUCGACGAAUACAGUGAGACAUUCUCUGAAGCCCUUAAAGAAGAAACUGAAUUUCAUUCUACUUUAUAUCACAUGGUUAAAGAUUUUGCUUCUGAAGAAGCAAAGGAGAAAAUCAGGAGCUCCAACUACCAGUUUAUUGACUCUGUCUGCCACAUGCUAGUCUCGACCAGAUUACUCAGCUAUUCUUAAUCCCCACUGAUACAUUUUAUUCAGUAUGAAGAAUCACGCAACUGGGAGAAAAAUCAGGUGCUCCUUCAAUAAAGUGUAAUGAGUGAAUAUAUUUCAAAUAGGCUAUUAAAGUG
Ceratotherium simum simum (southern white rhinoceros) is the source of this 2171-nucleotide messenger RNA. RefSeq names its product dynein axonemal intermediate chain 7 (gene DNAI7). Gene Ontology annotation, molecular function: microtubule binding; beta-tubulin binding. Lineage: Eukaryota; Metazoa; Chordata; Mammalia; Perissodactyla; Rhinocerotidae. Gene Ontology annotation, cellular component: axoneme. The record is from RefSeq and is a predicted model, not a curated record.